AGUGAGGGUUGCGGUCUCGUUCAGUUCGCCGCGCGGCUCCGGCAGUUCGCUUUCUGAGUGAGUCUCAGAUUCAGAUUCGGUUCCAGUCUCAGUUCCGAGCAAACUUCGGCGGGGAGCAGAAGGAGCUGUGGAGCCCGAGCAGGACAUAAAAAUAGACACGAAGUACUGAAACAAUAACUCGAGGCGGCGAGCUAGUGUAGAAUUUUUUACAUAUAGAGUUACGAGGGGAGGAAUCAGGAAGUGGCGGAUAAUUAAGGACAAAAACGCAAUUUCAAUUAUCGUUAGUGUAAUCUUGAAUGUGAAUUUAAAUGUGAACUGUGAGUGCACGAUAUUCGGCAAUUUUUGCUAGACACUUAGAUACUCUGGAUGUGGUGUACUUUUUCCCAUUGCAAAUUAGUUAGUGUGGCCUAAUCAACUAUAUAUAUAUAUAUAUAUAUACAAAUAUAAUUAAAUAGAACGGUGUACACAUGUGUGUUGUUGUGCAAGUAUUUUUGCUAAAUUUAUUAAAUUGAUGUUGAAUGUAUGCUUUUCGAACGCUCGUGCAAUUAUUGUUAUCUGAAUAAAGAAACUCGGACCGCUUUAAUAUGACAAAGGACUAGAAAUCGGAGUCCCUUUUCCCAAAAACCGUAAGGGAGUAAGACCAUUUGCCUUUGUCACGGGGUGUGUCCAAAGCGGGGGCUAGGAAGUCCUUUUACAUAAGCAUAAGGGCAAGCUGCAAAUGGGACAGCCACCUGCGGCUACACCGCGGCUACUGAACGCUGGAGUCCCUCGCUUUGUUCGCCGCUGAGUGCUGCGUGUCCGUGCAACGUGACUGUCCGAUUGUGUCCCGGAUAUGCAAAGAAGUCCCACAUCCCGACAAUGGCACACUUAAAACUGGACACCCUCCACGUGCAGCGAAGCCCUCGCGGCUCCCGCAGGAGCAGUCCGAGCAGCGGAAGAAGCAGUGCCUGUAGUUCCGGUAGCAUUUCCCCGGUGCCCAUCAUACCCAUCAUCUCCAUCAGUCACGAUGGCGACGAGUCCGAGUCGGAGUCGGAAAUCGAAACUGAGCCGGCGCGCCUCUUCCAGCGCCGCAUGUCCACCAAGUGCACCAACAACCUGGCUGCCAUCAUCAAGGAGGGAUUCCUGCUGAAGCACACUUGGUCCUUUCAACGCUGGCGGCGUCGUUACUUUCGGCUCAAGCGGAAUAUGCUGUUCUACGCCAAGGAUGAAAAGUGCGAUGUUUUCGACGAUAUCGACCUAUCGGACUUGUGUUACUUCGAGUGCGGCAUCAAGAACGUAAAUCAUAGCUUUCAGAUAAUCACACCCACUCGUUCGCUGGUGCUCUGCGCCGAGUCCCGCCGCGAAAUGGAGGAUUGGCUGGGCAGCCUUAAAACGGCGACGGCGCCGCAGAGGCCUCGUGGUGACAGCUUUCUUAUCGAGCAGCACGACAUCCUGUCCAACCACCACCACUGGUACGCCACCUCCCACGCCCGCCCCACCUACUGCAAUGUGUGCAGGGACGCCCUCUCCGGCGUCACUUCCCACGGACUCAGCUGCGAGGUGUGCAAGUGCAAGGUGCACAAGCGGUGUGCGGCCAAGUCGAUAGCCAACUGCAAGUGGACAACGCUAGCUAGUGUGGGCAAGGACAUCAUCGAGCAGGCGGACGGCAUCAUAAUGCCGCAUCAGUGGAUGGAGGGCAACCUGCCGGUGUCCUCCAUGUGUGCCGUCUGCAAAAAGACCUGCGGGUCCGUGCUAAGACUCCAGGAUUGGCGGUGCCUGUGGUGUCGGGCCACCGUCCAUGUGGCCUGUCGUCCCCAAAUGGCUGUGGCCUGUCCAAUCGGACCUGCCAAGUUGUCUGUGGUUCCUCCAACCAGCGUCCACUCCAUCAGCACCGAUGACGCCUGGGAUGUGGCCAGUCCCAAGGGCAACUUUUCGCCCCUGCUGGUCUUCGUGAACUCCAAGUCUGGAGACAAUCAAGGAGUGAAGUUCCUGCGGCGCUUUAAGCAGCUAUUGAAUCCUGCACAAGUCUUUGAUCUAAUCUCUACUGGUCCGAGUCUAGGAUUACGGCUCUUCCGACACUUCGAGAUGUUUCGAAUCCUGGUGUGCUCCGGUGACGGAUCCGUAGGCUGGGUUCUUAGCGAGAUCGAUCGCUUUAACAUGCAUAAACAAUGUCAGGUGGCCGUGAUGCCUUUAGGGACGGGCAACGAUCUGGCCAGGGUUUUGGGUUGGGGCUCCAGCUGCGACGACGACACCCACCUGCCGCAGAUUCUAGAGCGGUACGAGUCGGCCAGCACCAAGAUGUUGGAUCGCUGGAGCAUCAUGGUCUUCGAAAAGGCUAUUCCCGUGCCCAAAACACCCAAGAUGUCCAUCAGCACUGAGCAGGAAGCGAUGCUCACUGGCAUGGUGACAUCGGCCAACCAUCACCUGCGCUUCAUAGUGGAAACCAAUGACACCCAGACCCUGAUCCGCUCCACGAGGAAUCUCUGCGACACCGUUGACGACUUGGUGUGCCGGAUCUCGGAACACCACAAGGAUGACGAACAGCUGGCCGUGAAGUGUGACAUUCUCAGGCAGAAGCUUAACAUGCUGCUGGAUGCUCUGCAGGAGGAGGAAAUCGGUGCCCACAGUGGCGACGAUUUGAUAGCCACCAUCAGGAGCCUUAUUGCGAGAAGUAUUCCGGUGACACCAGGAUCCAACGCCUACCUGCUCAAUCCAAACAUAUCAAUCGAAAAGACGGAAAAGGAUCAAAUUAAUACAAAGGAGCGCAGAAAUAGUCGAUCCCUUCGCUCUAGCGAGAAAGAGGCUCUCCAGUGCCGUGCCAAUAGCGUCAAGCGAGCCAUCUACAAUGUUGUAGAGCACUCGGAACCAGGACGUCCUAAACGCUACCAGCGAAAGUUGUCCAUCACACCGUUUGAGGCCCUGAAGCUCCCUACCGCAUCCGGAGAAUCAACGCCCUGCACCUCCCCCUUACCGAUAAUUCCACCCAUUAAUAUUAUUUCUCCCACCAUGGAAACCUCACGUCUCACCUGCAUUUCCCCUCUGCCUGAUACCCGACGAGAUUCCGUUGAUGAGAACUUCUUUAACAGCAUCAAUUUGCCGGCUCCGCGACAAUUUGCGGAUAGUCGUAGAAGCUCUGGUGUGGAAGUGAUCCAGGAGAUCGAGGAGGGCGCCAAUGGGGAGACCGUGUAUCGAAAAAGUCGCAUGUCCCUGACCGGUGGAGCUAAUAUCGACGAUGCCGGUAAUCGUUUGUCACCAUGCAGCGAUGCAGGCGAAAAUACGCCAACCGAGCGCAAAGUGGACUUUCUGAGGGUCCCGAUUCACACUGGCGAACCUAUAGUAGACCCCUUAUGCGACUAUCGUCCCCACGAGGUUUUCGAGCGUACCUACUACAUGACCCGGGAAAUGGACAAAGGCAAGGAAAAGGACAAGGAGAAGGACAAACCCGUGGAGAUCGACAAGGAAAAGGAUACAUGUGUGGAGAAGGAGGGCAGCAUGCCCGCCGAAAAGCUGGUGCAUACAUGCAACCUUCAGGUACCCGGAGUUGUCGUUACCCCAAACCCCCAAAAUGUUUACUCAAGCGCCAGCAUUACAAUCAUUGACACCGAUGCACAGACCACUACCGAGCAAUCCUCUUCCGAUGAUCUGGGUGGCGAAGCCAGCGAUGUCCUUUCUGCCAUUAGCAAUGAGGAGUGCAGCGUGGCUUCUGAAAUAUUUGACAAGCAGGACGCAGGACAAACCGUGGGUGAUAUCAUUCAGAAUAUGGAUGCCAGCAACUUUACGCACAUCGACUCCCCAGAGACAAGUGAUGAAACGGAGGCGAUGCCUGGCGAGAGCAUCAUGGACGACAUAAGCUCGGUACUGGGUCACGAUAUAACCUAUGCCCUUCAGGACAACACACUUACCGACGACACCACCACUCUCUGCUCAGAGCAUGCGGGACCACCGAAACCUCCUCGCAAAAAGUCAUUGAGCGCCCUAAGCCGAACCCAGGCUCAUCCGCGGCGGCGCAACUCUUCUCCACCGAGAAUGGCGCGAUUGGCGCGAAUGGACAGCGAUGAUAAUCCCCAGCAAUUCGGAUUUGAAAAUAUUGUUUUCGAGAUAGACAACAGAUGUGACGACCAGAAGAUGCGGGAGCCACCGCGCUACUGCAGCCUGGCGCAGUUCGUGGAAGGUAACGAUAUAGCGCGUCAAAGCUUCAAGCGUCCCAAAAAGCGCACCUCACUGAAAAAACCGAAACCAACUACAACCACUGAAAUCGUAUCUCAACAGCAGCUUAUGCUAGAACAACAUCGAGGUGGAGACAACGAUAGCGAUUAUCCGGAGCACGAGCAAACUCCAACGAAUAAAGGGGCCAAUUUACUGGCCACCACCAGCGAGGACGAGCUGUCCACGCAGACGGCCAUCAAAAUAGAAAUACAAGACAUUGAUGCCACUGUGCGCAACCUCAACAGCAGCAUGAAGCCCAAUACGAUCUUGACCACGUCGACAUCGCCCACGAAGAAAUCGGGCCAUGGACAAGAUGUAAAGCGCAUUACUUUUGAUGAGUCGUGUAAGAAAGAAUCCUUUGAUGAUGUAAAUCCCAACUAUCCACAGAUUAGUGUUGUUGUGAGGCCGCCGACGCCGUUGCGCGGCGACUGCAUCAAGCCCACGGUAUCGCUCCUGCCGGUCUCCUCCGGCGGAGCCAUGACCGUGUCCAUGACCUGCUCCGGAAUGCUGGGGGUGCGAGCCAUGAACGCCUCUGAGAUCAGGCGCCACUCGAGCCACGCCCCCGGUCUGGCUGUCCGCGAGUUCGACAAGGACAAGGACCGCCGGCACUCCGGUUUCAAUCCCAACCAGUUGACACUCGAUCCUGAGCACGCCCGCUUCCUCAGCAGCUCGCCGGCGGCUAGUCGCAGGAUCAGCUGCGGCAGCCUCUUCAAGCCGAACGAAGCACUUCCCAAUCUUCAGACCCUAAAGGGGUCCAAGUCGAGCUUGUUUAUGGGGUCCACUUUAUUCGGUUUCGAUCACUUGGCUUCCGCAGAAAAGGACAAGGAGGAAAAGAGCGGCAAAGACAAGGAGAAGACGCCCACCGACGAGACCAACCGCAAGUUGCCCAUCAUCAAUCCUCUAGUGCGACUGCCCAACUGGCCAAAUCUUGCCAAUGGCGGUGGCUUUAUAUCCAAAUGUCUUUUGGCCAAUGCUGAUACCCUCUGCGCCGCCGUCAGUCCCCUAAUGGACCCGGAUGAGACACUGCUGGCCGGUUACCAUGAGAAGUGCGUGAUGAACAACUACUUUGGCAUCGGCAUCGAUGCCAAGAUCUCGCUGGACUUCCACAACAAGCGUGAGGAACACCCCGAAAAGUGCCGAUCACGAGCCCGGAACUACAUGUGGUAUGGGGUUCUGGGAUCCAAGCAGCUUCUGCAGAAGACCUGCAAGAAUCUGGAGCAGCGAGUACAGCUCGAGUGCGACGGUCAGAGGAUUCCGCUGCCGGAACUGCAGGGAAUUGUGAUACUGAACAUACCCAGCUUCAUGGGCGGUACCAAUUUCUGGGGCAGUAGCAAGAAGGAUGACAUAUUCCUGCCGCCCAGCUUCGAUGAUCGGGUGCUAGAAGUGGUGGCUGUCUUCGGAUCGGUGCAGAUGGCUGCCUCGCGUCUGAUUAAUCUACAACAUCAUCGGAUCGCCCAGUGCCAAAGCGUACAGAUCAAUAUCCUGGGAGACGAGGAGAUACCCAUCCAGGUGGACGGAGAAGCCUGGCUUCAGCCACCUGGAAUGAUUCGCAUUCUGCACAAGAACCGAGUGCAGAUGCUAUGCAGGAACAGAAGCUUGGAGCUCUCGCUGAAGAGCUGGCAGGAGAAGCAGCGCCAGCACAGCAUCUCCAUCCAGAGGGAUGCAUCUUCUACAGCUUCAGAGCAUGCCAACUCCACGGACGAGGUAAUCUCCGAACGUGAAUGCUACGUGCUCCUCAACUUCAUCGAAGCCGUCAGCUCGUUGGUGAAGUGGGUCAAGUUCCUGAUUAUCUCGCAUCCGGCCCUGCAGCACGACCUAUACGAGGUGGCCUGCCGGGCCAGUGAAGCCCUGGAAUCGAUUCAUCCGCAGGGCAAACUACUCGAAGGUCCUUCGUUGCGCACCAAGUUGGUGGAAGUCAUAGACUCAUCGCGGCAGCUUUACGAUGAUGCAUGCACCCUGCUGCGCGACCGAGGUCAUAGUUUGAUUCUCCGUGAGGAUUUGGAAACAAAGCUCAGCGCGGCAUUGGCCAACAUGGAAAUGGAGCUGAAAAAGUGCUCCGUGCAGAAGUGCAUUGAUGGAAAGCUGCGGGCCUACUUUAAUGUUCUGGCGCCCAACGAAGAGUCCGAUGGCCGCCGAAAGUCUCGACCUUUCUGGGUGAGAUUGCGUUCCGGUUCGACCGCCGGUCAGCAGGCGUUUAAGCCACCUUUGACCAACACCCGCGAGGCGGCCAACAACUGGAGCGUCAACGAGGUGGUCACCUGGUUGGAAACGAUGCAGCUGUCGGAGUACGUGGACAGCUUCCUGAAGAACGACAUUCGCGGCAAGGAACUGCUUACCCUGGGCAGGCGUGACCUCAAGGAUCUUGGCGUGGUUAAGGUGGGACACGUCAAGCGUAUACUGCAGGCAAUAAAGGAUCUCAGCGAGAACUAGGCUUCCGUUGGGUCUACUUAACGGCUAGUACAAACAACAACAACUCGGAUCGCGCUCUUAGGGCUAAAGGAGUAGAAAAUUAAGUUGUACGCGAUCACAGGAAAAGUUAUGUUAUUAUGGGACAAAAUGCAUACAACAAUCACUAAUUUAUAGGCUAGCUUAGCUAACAUGCCGAAUGAUAGGGGAAUGGAUUCAGCGAACAUGCAAGUAAAAUCAUUCGGUGAAACGACGAUACUUCUAUCGAUACUCUUUACAUAUUUAGGCUUAGCUGAUUUUCUCUCGAACAAAUUAUCUCGAUAUACCACUUUUGAUUGGCAUGGAUAUGUAAAUUUUUUAAGGCUAUCAGCCACUUUAAAUCGAGACAAAACGAAGAGCACCCAAAAUUGAUUUUUGUUUUUCAAAUACGUAUGUCAAAUUUAAGAAAACACUAGCAGUUAAAACGAAUUUAAACGUAGUGGCACAUACGAGAACAAAAACGGUAACUGCAGUUAGAUUUUAAGUGUUUAACCUUCAACUUACGCUUAUAUUACCAAUUUUGAGAACCCGUUUGAGAUCUGUUCAAAACUGCAAGUAACGGAAACAUGAAAUCGAUUCUAAAUUUAAAAGCAAUUUAUAUUUUACAAAAAUGAAACAAUAAACGUGCAGACACAAACCAAUCUAAAGUUUAUAGAAAUAAUACUUAUACAUAUACCUACAAAGAGAUAUUCGAAACUGUACUUAAAUGUUUCCCCCACUAUUGUUAAAUCGAAAUGAUGCUAACAUUAUGUUAAUGCAAAUACGAGUCCAACUCUCGUUAUUGCAGCAAAGAAAAGUCUGUUAAACGUGUCGUUUUUGUGGUAACCAAAAGCAACUCUAACUUGAUUAUUUAAAUGAAUUUAGUUGUUAAGUCCGUGACGAUUUUCAAGAUAAGUUUAGGUUAGAUCCUUGGGGUCCUAGUGCCGGGUGCUGGGUCCCAACAAAUUUAUUUGGUACUAUAUACAAGCAUAUGGUAAAUCUUAGCUAGCAUUGGAACACGAAAUUAUGGUGUUCGGAACCUUUUUGGUACUCCUUUUAAUUUUUUACAUUUAAGAGAAUCCGCGUGAAAACCCACACACUUUUAUCAUAACGUUAAAGUGUUAGAAACGAAAUUGUGCUAAAUUUUUUAUAUAUGUAAACUUUUGAUUUGAUCAAAUAAGUUACCCUCUGUCUAUCUCCCUGUCCAAAUAUGAACAUAUAAAUAUAGCUGCAUAUGAGUAGGUUUAGCAGUCCAAUGACUUGAAAUGACCCGUACGUUUUAGCCCAUCUUCAAAUGUUUGCUCAAGUUGCCUCCAGUUGAGUGAGUUUUUGAAAUGGCACAGCAGUAGCUGAGAUUAAUCUGAAACAAAUCACUUGAGCCACGUCUAUAAAUUAUAUUUUUUAAUAUAUAAGUAUAAUGAGCCCAGACCAACUCGAUUGAUUUGUUGUGAUCCUAUCACGAACUAACUUGUUUCCAAACGGCAGCAGUAGCAAUCCUAUGAUUUCUAAGUAUUUCGACACAUAUUUGAUGAGCUAUGUACGCUUAUGUAUACUAGAUAUAAUUAACAAGGUAAGGAAAACGAUAAUUGGAACUCUUUUGCAUAAUAAAAAACGAUAAAUACGAAGUUAAAAAUUGAAGACACAUUUUUUCGAAAAUUUUUCGACACAUGUAUUUUUGAGCAAACUUUAAAGAAAUUAAAAGCAAAAUUAAAAAAAAAAAUCCUAAGACAAUUAAUAAACAUAUAAUUUAUGUAACAAAAGUUAAACCGUAAUCGGCAACUCUCAUUCCCACUCAAAUGGUUUAUUUUCUUCGGUUUCUACACCAUCUCUAAUCAUUACCCCACAUUACAUUUUUGUUAUUAUUUCAAAAACCUGUGAUAACAGCUUUCUAUAUUCCUGUAAUAAAAAAAACGACAAAGAUCAACAACAUAAUAAUGAACGCGAUUUGUGAAGUGCAAUGAUAAAUCAACUGUAUAGUCUAAUAAAUAGUUCGUCUACAAUCAGAAGAUAGGUAAUGCCUAUGAAAACCAUCUACCAGCAAUAAAUGUUUUACAAUGUAUCUUAAUUAUGUAAUUUAAACUACCUUCUUCCCAAAUCCUAAAAAUAAAAACAAAUGUAAAAAACUGUCUGUGCGCAAUAUCCAGAUGAAAAC
Molecule: messenger RNA, 8761 nt
Organism: Drosophila melanogaster (fruit fly)
Lineage: Eukaryota; Metazoa; Arthropoda; Insecta; Diptera; Drosophilidae
Exons: 12
Coding region: 859-6615 (1918 amino acids)
Biological process (GO): phospholipase C-activating G protein-coupled receptor signaling pathway; diacylglycerol metabolic process; signal transduction
Cellular component (GO): cytoplasm
Molecular function (GO): diacylglycerol binding; ATP-dependent diacylglycerol kinase activity; ATP binding
Source: RefSeq, marked reviewed